Molecule: messenger RNA, 1018 nt
Organism: Bactrocera oleae (olive fruit fly)
Lineage: Eukaryota; Metazoa; Arthropoda; Insecta; Diptera; Tephritidae
Gene: MED22
Product: Mediator complex subunit 22
Biological process (GO): regulation of transcription by RNA polymerase II
Cellular component (GO): mediator complex
Molecular function (GO): transcription coregulator activity
Source: RefSeq, a predicted model, not a curated record
UCUGAAUGUAUAUAUAAGAAUAUAUAGAACUAAUAUAGGCAUAAAAAUCAUGAAAUUCAUGCGCAGUUGAAUUUUAUAUAGCGUCUAGGUGUGUUAUUAUAUUUUAUAGUGCAUUUGUCACUUUUGGCAUUCCUUUGUUAAUUUAACAGCGGGUUUAGUACACAGACUGUUGUACGUUUUUAUAGCGUAUAACUAAAUGUGUGGGUUAGCUUGCUACUAAUAUUAACAUUAAAUUAAUGUAAGACUUUAAUGCAAAAUUAUUAUUUCAGUGUGAAAUUAGUAAUAACUAUCAAUUUAUCGCUUUUACAUUUAUAAAACCUAAUAUAAAUGUUGAACUCAAUGGCAGCACGGUUAAUUAAAUUCAAUCAGACACACUAGUGCUUUCCAAACUAUAGCUUGUCAAAUGUUUUGUUUUGAUUUUAUGGGUAAACUUUAAAAUAACAUCUCCCGAAUUAGAUUCUGUUUAUAAGUAGCACAUUAUUGACUUUUGAUUUUAUUUAUACGGGAAUUUUAAAUAUGAGCAGCAAUACCAGUAGCGUGCGGGCAUUACCACAAUCGAAAGAAGCAUUAUUGAAAUCAUAUAACACACGUCUUAAGGAGGAUGUACGUAGCAUGCUGGAGAAUUUCGAAGAGAUCAUCAAACUAGCACGCGGUGAAGGCGAUUCACAAAUUUCUAAGACGACACAAUGUGAACAGGACACUUAUGAAAUGCAGGUGCGCGCGGCGAAUAUCGUACGCGCCGGAGAGUCACUCAUGAAGCUUGUAUCAGAUAUUAAACAGUAUUUAAUUUUAAACGAUUUUCACUCCGUCAAUGAGGCGAUCACAAACAACUCACAGUUAUUCCGUUCGAAACAAUUGGAAUGCGAUAAGAAACUAAUGAAAUUGCGCGAUGAAAUGGCAAUGGAUUUGUAUGAUCUCGAAGAGGAAUAUUAUACUAGCAUAUUUAAAUGAAAAUAAAAUAAUAUUUAAGUGCAAAAUACAAAUUAUUUUUAAUUAGCAUACAAAAAUAUAAUAAUUU